Fusarium fujikuroi IMI 58289 is the source of this 972-nucleotide messenger RNA. RefSeq lists its product as uncharacterized. The record is from RefSeq and is a predicted model, not a curated record. Bases 1 to 972 code for a protein of 323 amino acids. The transcript has a single exon. NCBI's taxonomy places the organism in Eukaryota, Fungi, Ascomycota, Sordariomycetes, Hypocreales, Nectriaceae.
AUGCCACAAGAGCUUGUUCUACCACGCUCAGGGGCGAGUUAUGAGCCCCAAUCGCCAGUUGCGGGGCCGACAGAGUCCGCUUUCGUCGAAACAUUUGGAGCUUUACUGCCGUCCGCUCAAUUCCUUCAGACUCCCCGCGGCAAGGCUGCUUAUUACGAGUUCAAACCCUCAUCAUCCAACGAUGGUACCACCAAAAUUGAUAAAGUGCUCUUUAUCCAUGGUGUUCAGACCCCAGCGCUAGGCAUGCUGCCCCUUGCCCGCGCUCUCGAGAAAUCAUUCCCGGCUGCGCAUAUGGUUCUGAUUGAUCUCUGGGGCCACGGACUGAGCGAUACACCUGUUGCUCCACACGAAGCAUCACUAUUCCACGAGCUCAUCGACAAUUUACUGGACCACCUGAACUGGCAGUCUGCUCAUAUCGUCGGCUUUUCCUUUGGCGGAGCUACUACUGUCAGCUACGUUGCCUCCAGGCCCUCGCGUGUCAAGAGCUUUACUCUCGUCGCGCCCGCAGGCCUCCUCGAACUCUCCAUGUUCACACCCGAGGAGCAGGCUUCUCUUCGAGGAGAUGACGAUGAUGCUGCGAAGAAGUGCGUUUUGAACAUUCUCGAGGGCGGACACCUUGUUGUACCAGAAGAUUGGAAGCAAAGGGUCGCCAACGGUGAAGUCGUUGCUGAGGCAGUCCGUGAGUGGCAGAUGCGCGAGCAUCCGGGACACACAGCUUCUGUAGUUGCGAUCUUUAGAGAUGGCGGUGUGAUGGGCUCGCAUGCUUACUUUGAUGAGGCGGCCAAGACGGGCAUUCCAUCGCUCGCUGUACUCGGAGAGCUAGAUAGCUUGUGUAGCGAGGAUCAGCUUAAUGGGUAUGGAUUUGAGAAUGUUUUUGUAGUUCCAAAGGCCGUGCAUAGUGUCGUGAGGGAUCAGGCUGUGGAUGUUGCGAACCUCAUUGGGGAUUUCUGGGGGAAACUAGAGAAGCAAUGA